This is a messenger RNA of Wyeomyia smithii (pitcher-plant mosquito), 1019 nucleotides long. RefSeq lists its product as uncharacterized. The annotation marks the transcript as partial. Lineage: Eukaryota; Metazoa; Arthropoda; Insecta; Diptera; Culicidae. The transcript is spliced from 4 exons. The record is from RefSeq and is a predicted model, not a curated record.
UAUUCGGCUCGACCUUCGCUGGUGCCAACCGGUCGCAGCCUACUCAGUUCGGCCGAAACGCCUCCGAGGGCAAGCACUGCUGAACCGGUGGAAUACAUCGAAUGCUUCUUAGAUGAGGAGGCACUAGCCUUACUGAGGCGUGGUUUGAACAUUGAUAUUGUGGAGGCCGUUUUUGAUCGAUACAAAUCACGUGCCAUGAGAGAGGCCUUUCGAACUGCCACCUUAGACAAGUUGAAUUUUCAGUCGAAAGAAGUCCGACAACUGCAGGGAUCCAUCAAUGUGCAUGAUAUCGAUCACGACAAGUGGAUCGAUUUACCCCGCAAGUACUCAAGAUCAUCUGCUCGAUUCGAGCUACCAAUGGACACCAGAACACUAUCAACGAUGACUCCUAUUGAAUAUUUAAAGCGGCACGUUGUACUCAGCGACGACCGGAAGAUGCUGUACCAUAGGAUCUUCGUUCGUAAUCUCCCGGCCGAUGACAGCAAGACGGUGCAAGAAUCGAUCGACACGGAAUCCCUGCCGGAAACUGAAACCGUUUCCCAGGCUGCCAGUUUUCGCAAUCUGCUGGCUGAUAUCACUCGUGUUAUUCCGAUGGCCAACUUCGACAAGGCUAUGCACGAAGCCUUAGGUUUCCACGGAACGCCGGAGAAGAUUUUCGAAAUCCGCGAACUGCUGGAGCUAAACUACGAGUACUACCAGGAGAUUCCGAUCGAUUUUCGCUCAUGGUGCGGGAUCGUAGCCUUCUCAGAGCGGUACAUCAUCACCCAGGACCGGAAAACGGAUCCCUGCAAUGAGCUGGAAAUGGUCGACUUCGAAUCGUUGGAACGCCGAAUUCGCUCCGCUAAACCGUCGGAGAAUUUAUGCAAAGUUUUGCAUCUCAUUAGAAGUAACUGAACUCUACAGGUUUUGCGAAGCACUAACAAAAUGAUAGAUGAUGUGAGAUUUUACUAGUGGGUUUAGUAGAAUUUUUCAGAAGCACAUGUGUGAUAUGAUUGAAUAGGGAUUUGAACAACGUUUGC